This is a messenger RNA of Phaethon lepturus (White-tailed tropicbird), 1395 nucleotides long. RefSeq names its product adrenoceptor alpha 1A (gene ADRA1A). NCBI's taxonomy places the organism in Eukaryota, Metazoa, Chordata, Aves, Phaethontiformes, Phaethontidae. The coding region runs from base 1 to 1395 and encodes 464 amino acids. Gene Ontology annotation, cellular component: membrane. Gene Ontology annotation, biological process: phospholipase C-activating G protein-coupled receptor signaling pathway; regulation of vasoconstriction; positive regulation of cytosolic calcium ion concentration. The record is from RefSeq and is a predicted model, not a curated record. The transcript is spliced from 2 exons. Gene Ontology annotation, molecular function: alpha1-adrenergic receptor activity.
AUGGCUUUCCUCCCUGGAAACUCCUCUGACUGCUCCAACUGCACCCACUCUGUGGGGCCUGUGAACAUUUCAAAGGCCAUUCUACUAGGUGUUAUUUUAGGGAGCCUGAUAGUUUUUGGGGUUUUGGGUAAUAUUCUGGUUAUCCUCUCUGUAGCCUGCCACAGACAUCUUCAGAGUGUUACCCACUAUUACAUAAUUAACCUGGCUGUAGCCGACCUCCUCUUGACUUCCACUGUCCUGCCCUUCUCAGCUACUAUGGAGAUUUUGGGCUACUGGGCCUUUGGGAGAAUCUUCUGCAACAUCUGGGCAGCUGUUGAUGUCCUUUGCUGCACUGCUUCCAUUAUGAGCCUCUGUAUCAUCUCGAUAGACAGGUACAUCGGGGUGAGUUACCCGCUGAGAUACCCAAGUAUAGUGACAGAGAAGAGAGGCCUCCUGGCGUUACUGUGCGUUUGGGCGUUGUCUCUGGUGAUAUCGAUUGGACCUCUUUUUGGCUGGAAGGAACCAGCACCGGAAGACGAGACCAUCUGUCAAAUCACCGAGGAGCCUGGCUACGUGUUAUUCUCUGCUCUAGGUUCCUUCUACCUCCCCCUGACUAUCAUCUUGGUGAUGUAUUGCCGAGUGUAUGUAGUGGCCAAAAGGGAAAACAAAGGCCUGACUUCUGGUCUGAAGACAGAGAGAUCUCGUUCCGAAGAAGUGACCCUACGGAUCCAUCGUAAAAAUGCUCCCGAAGUGAGCGGAUCGGCAUCCAACCCCAAGAGCAAGCAUCAUUUCUCAGUGCGUCUCCUCAAGUUCUCCAGGGAGAAGAAAGCUGCCAAGACCCUGGGAAUAGUUGUGGGGUGCUUCGUUCUGUGCUGGCUUCCAUUUUUUGUCGUAAUGCCUCUUGGUUCGUUCUUUCCUGCAAUCAAACCCCCGGACACACUUUUUAAAAUAACAUUUUGGCUUGGAUAUUUAAACAGCUGCAUCAACCCCAUAAUCUAUCCGUGCUCAAGUCAAGAGUUUAAGAAAGCAUUCCAAAACGUCCUGAGAGCGCAGUGCCUCCCAAGGAAGCAAGCAGCAAAGAAGCAAUCCCCAAGCUUCAACCUCAACCAUCCCACUAGCCAGAGCAUGGAGAGUGGCAAAGGUGUGGUCCGUAUCCCUGUUGGCUCGGGAGAAACCUUCUAUAAGAUUUCCAAGUCGGACGGGGUCUGCGAAUGGAAGAUAUUCUCCGCUGUGCAAAGCAUGCCUGCAAAAAAUGCAGUUUCUAAAGACUGUACUGCUGCCAAAGCGAAAAGUAAAGGUUUCCUCCAGGAAUGCUGCUGUGCAGGCACUUCAGGAAACCUUGUCCAUGAAAAUUGUAAAGUGCCAACCAUCAAAAUACACACCAUCUCCCUCAGUGAAAACGGGGAGGACGUCUAA